AGCAACAGGCGGUUGGUUGCAUCUACCCAUCUACCACACACACGAAAUGAACCGAGCACAUAGAUCGACCAUGGCGGACUGGGCUUCGCUUCCACCGGAGCUCGUCCAAGACAUCGCCUACUCCGUCCUCUCCACCACCGGCGGCGUCGACACGCACAUGGACAUGAGGGCCGUCUGCCCCAGCUGGCGCUCCGCCAUCGCCAAGCCAUCUCCGCACGCAGCGUUCGCCGACCACCGUUUCCGUCCACGGCACUGGAUCAUGGUGGACCUGAAAUCCAGGAAGCACGACCCCGACGCCCGACUCUUCCUCCACGUCCCCACCGGCCGCUUCCGCCGCCUGCCCCUCCCCGUGAUCCGCGACCACCUCGUCCUGGGCGCAUGCGAUGGGCUCAUUGUACAUGAAUUCACGGACAGGGAGCGCCCGGACAUGACAGGCAUUCGUGUCCUCAACCCCUUUACAGGAGGCAUGCUCCACUUUGCUGUGUCAUUAUGGGAGUCUGCUGAUGAACUACGUACGGCAGUGAGCGGCGGCCCUCGCUCGACGCUGGUGGUGUGGCGGGACUAUGAUUGGAGAUGGCGGACACUUCUAUAUGCCGAUCCAACCAGCGAUGAUUUUAGGGAGGAGGAGAAGACUGGCUUGUCCUGGGUCCAUAGCAUGGUUACCUUCAAAGGCAACAUCUAUUAUGCCGGUUCAGAUGAAGGUGUAUUCCAGUUUGUUGCGCCAGCAGAGCAGGGUGAUCAUGAGCCUGUGGUCAUAGCCAAGAUGUUGCCAGAUGUGGACAUAUAUUUAGAGGGAGAUAGACCGUAUGCACGCUGUUUUCUCGUGGAGUCUGCCGGGGAACUGCUGGUCGUUCGUCAUUGGGGUCAAGCCUUGAAAGUUUUCAGAGUCGACGUCGAGCACAAGUUGCUGGAGGAGGUCAAGAGCUUGGGCUCCCGUACACUGUUCCUUGGCGGCGAGAGGUGUUUGUCAGUGGAUGCAGAUAUUUUUCCAUCAGUCGAUGCUGAUUGCGUAUACAUGUCUAACUGGGUGGAAAUGCCAGAAUGGCGGGGGCGCUACACGCACGUGUAUAACCUAAGGGAUGGUACCAUGGAGAUUCUCUACACUGAGCCGAUGCUCCGUGCCAACAUCCACCCCCGACCAUCGUCUCCUCGUGCCAAUUUCUGCCACCAACGUGGGAUCUUCACGCGUGCCUACAACCAUCGUCUACCCCCUCUCAGUCUUACUCAGGUUCUGCUCGACUACUGCAAUGACAAUACAUGCUUCUAUCAUUUCAAUGAUUGGUGGUGAAGGAUUUACCAUAAAUCUUAUUCUUACCUUUGUGCUAGCACUUGCUUCCUCCCGUUGAGUAGGCUUCUUACCAAGUUUAUCAGGAGUGGGAAAUUAUUUGCUUGUUGUAACAGUUAUUUGAAUUUCAGCUAUCUCUUUCAUUUCUCACUCCUUGCAUGCAGCACUCAGCAUAUGUUCAUUUAUUCGUACUGCUCCAACUGCAGCUAGCAGCUAGCUGUUCGUUGUUCUAUUUCUCUCAAAGGGUGUGCUCACUAAUGCUG
Messenger RNA from Lolium perenne, 1548 nucleotides. RefSeq lists its product as uncharacterized. The record is from RefSeq and is a predicted model, not a curated record. NCBI's taxonomy places the organism in Eukaryota, Viridiplantae, Streptophyta, Magnoliopsida, Poales, Poaceae.